CCAAAGCAAAACCCUAAAGCCCCCAACAAGCGAACACACUCCCGCAAACCCUCUGCUUCACUGUCUGCCUCUUGUCUUGCUUUCUGCGCAUACGAACUUGCCCGCCUCCACGGCACCAAAAAGCAGAAGCCUGUAGCAGCGGGCAGGCAUGGCGCAGUCACUUGAAUUGCUGUUAAUUCAGUUCUUGAUGCCGGACAACGACGCCCGUCGGCAGGCGGAGGAGCAGAUAAAGCGCUUGGCCAAGGAUCCUCAGGUUGUCCCCGCCCUUGUCCAGCACCUUCGCACCGCAAAGACCCCCAAUGUUCGCCAGCUCGCUGCCGUGCUCCUCCGUAAGAAGAUCACCGGCCAUUGGGCCAAGCUUUCCCCUCAGCUUAAGCAGCUCGUCAAGCAGUCCCUCAUUGAGAGCAUAACUAUGGAGCACAGCCCGCCAGUGAGGCGUGCUAGUGCCAAUGUAGUAAGCAUCAUUGCAAAGUACGCCGUGACAGCUGGGGAGUGGCCAGACCUACUGCCAUUUUUGUUCCAAUGUAGUCAAAGUGCCCAGGAAGAUCUUAGAGAAGUGGCUUUGAUCCUUUUCAGUUCCUUGACCGAAACCAUUGGCAACGCAUUCCAACCUUAUUUCGUUGAUCUCCAAGCACUUCUAUUGAAAUGUCUACAGGAUGAGGCUAGUAACCGUGUCAGAGUUGCUGCUCUGAAGGCAGUCGGAUCAUUUCUUGAAUUUACUAGUGAUGGAGAUGAUUUGGUUAAGUUCCGACAAUUUAUUCCCAGCAUUUUGAAUGUAGCAAGACAAUGUCUUGCUUCAGGGGAGGAGGAUGUUGCUGUGAUUGCUUUUGAAAUUUUCGACGAGUUGAUUGAAUCUCCAGCACCCCUUCUUGGAGACUCUGUUAAAUCAAUUGUGCAGUUCGCGCUUGAAGUUUCCUCUAGUCAAAAUUUGGAGUCCAACACUCGUCAUCAGGCUAUUCAAAUAGUUUCUUGGCUAGCAAAGUACAAAUCCAACUCCUUGAAAAAGUAUAAGUUGGUAAUCCCAAUUCUGCAAGUGAUGUGUCCCUUGCUGGCAGAGUCUAACAACUCUAAUGAGGAUGAUGAUCUUGCCCCAGAUAGAGCUGCUGCAGAAGUUAUUGACACAAUCGCAGUGAACCUUCCAAAGCAUGUGUUGCCUGCUAUUUUAGAGUUUUCCUCAUUAAGCAGUCAAGACACCAAUCCAAAAUUCCGCGAAGCUUCUGUAACAGCUUUGGGAAUUGUGUCAGAGGGUUGUGUGGAUUUGAUGAGAGAUAAGUUAGAACCUGUUCUUCAUAUUGUGUUGGGUGCUUUGAGGGAUCCAGAGCAAAUGGUUAGAGGGGCAGCAUCAUUUGCAUUGGGUCAAUUUGCUGAGUAUUUGCAACCAGAAAUAGUUUCUCACUACGAAAGUGUUCUUCCCUGUAUUUUGAAUGCUCUAGAGGAUGCAUCUGAUGAAGUAAAGGAAAAGUCAUAUUAUGCUCUAGCAGCUUUUUGUGAGAACAUGGGUGAAGAAAUUCUUCCUUUUCUUGAUCCUUUGAUGGGGAAGCUACUUGCAGCCCUGCAAAGUAGUCCCCGUAACCUUCAGGAGACAUGCAUGUCUGCAAUUGGUUCUGUCGCAUCUGCUGCGGAGCAAGCUUUCAUUCCUUAUGCUGAAAGGGUCCUGGAGUUGAUGAAAUUGUUUAUGGUACUUACUAAUGACGAGGAUCUGCAAUCCCGAGCAAGGGCUACUGAACUUGUUGGAAUAGUUGCAAUGUGUGUUGGAAGAGGAAGGAUGGAGCCAAUUAUACACCCAUUCAUGGAAGCUGCAGUAUUGGGAUUUGGGCUUGAAUUCAGUGAGCUUCGUGAGUACACACAUGGAUUCUUUAGCAAUGUUGCUGAAAUCAUGGACGAUGGUUUUGCACAGUACCUUCCCCACGUCGUUCCUUUGGCAUUCUCGUCAUGUAAUCUAGAUGACGGCUCUGCAGUGGAUAUUGAUGAAUCUGAUGAUGAAAAUAUCAAUGGAUUUGGUGGGGUUUCAUCUGAUGAUGAAGCACAUGAUGAACCCAGGGUUCGAAAUAUUAGUAUAAGAACCGGAGUGCUGGAUGAAAAGGCAGCUGCAACUCAAGCACUUGGCUUGUUUGCUCUUCAUACAAAGAAUUCAUUUGCACCAUACUUAGAGGAGUCGGUAAAGAUUUUAGUGAAACAUUCAGAGUACUUUCAUGAGGAUGUGCGGCUUCAGGCAGUGAUAUCCUUAAAACACAUCUUGACAGCAGCACAUGCAAUCUUCUGUAAUAGUAAUGAUGGACAAGCAAAGGCAUUAGAGAUACUGGAUAGAGUAAUGAAUAUUUAUAUCAAGACUAUGACUGAAGAUGAUGAUAAAGAAGUUGUGGCACAAGCUUGCAUGAGUGUAGCGGACAUCAUUAAAGACUAUGGCUACAUGGCUGUUGAACCUUACAUGCAGCGGCUUGUUGAUGGAACUCUGACGUUACUUAGAGAGGAGGCUGCUUGUCAGCAACCAGAAAAUGAUAGUGACAUUGAUGAUGAUGGUGACACUGCACAUGAUGAAGUCCUUAUGGAUGCUGUUUCAGAUCUUCUUCCAGCAUUUGCAAAGGCCAUGGGUCCUCAUUUUGCUCCUAUUUUUGCAAAGCUCUUUGAACCUUUAAUGAAAUUUGCGAAAAGCUCACGUCCUCCACAAGACCGUACUAUGGUGGUUGCAUCCCUUGCUGAAGUUGCACAAAACAUGGGUGCACCUAUAGGAGGCUAUGUCGAUAGGUUGAUGCAUUUAGUGCUAAAAGAAUUAGCUUCAUCAGAUGCAACAAACAGGAGGAAUGCUGCAUUUUGUGUUGGCGAGUUAUGCAAAAAUGGAGGAGAAUUAUCUGUCAAGUAUCCUUAUGCAUUCCUGGACAUUUUAUUCACCUUCAACUUCCUUGCAACUUAUACUGAAUACAGGCCUGAUGGUUUUGGGUGGCUCUGCGGAGGCAGAUUACAUGAGAUAUUAUUUAGCAUUUCGUUCUUUUAGUAACAAUCUUCUACAAGACAGUUGCCGGAUGCAAGGAUAACAAUAGGAGAUAACUUUACCCCGUGGCUGGGUUUAUCAUUUUCAUUUGUUCCCUUACAUCAGCGCCAGGUACUACGGUGAUGUAUUGCGUGGACUGUAUCCAUUAUUUGGGGAUUCAGAACCUGAUAAUGCAGUCAGGGAUAAUGCAGCUGGUGCAGUAGCAAGAAUGAUAAUGACCUAUCCCCAGUCUAUCCCGUUGAAUCAGGUUCUUCCUGUUUUACUGAAAGCUCUUCCAUUAAAAGAAGACCACGAAGAAUCCAUGGCUGUCUACAGUUGUAUAUCAACUCUUCUUUUUUCAUCCAAUCCACAGAUCCUUGCAGUGGUGCCGGACUUGGUUAAUGUUUUCGCACAAGUUGUGGUGUCCCCAGUGGAAAGUCCUGAAGUUAAAGCUGAAAUCGGCAGAGCGUUCUCACACCUAGUUUCUCAAUACGGCCAGCAAAUGCAGCCGCUAUUGAGCAACCUAUCACCUGCACAUGCUAAUGCUUUAGCUGCAUUUGCCCCUAGAAGCUGAUCCGUUAAAGGUGGGCCAGAUUGGCGUAAAUUCUUUCUUCUUUGCUGCACCUCCAGUUAAUGCAGUUUGCACAUGGCACUUGGCUUGCUGCAUCCAUGGCAGUGGGAAACCUGCUUUUUUACAAGGCCUAGUAUCUGCUAGUUCUUCAGUUUUCAUAUUUGUUCAUCAACUUUGCUCUUCAUGGCAUUCAAUUUAUCACAUCUUUGUGAUUCGCCGAUUUUUGUUUCGUGGUGUUGCUUUCCCGUGCAAUUCUCUUAUGGGUCAGUUUAUAGCGUCAUCCAUACAGCUGGUGUUCAAUGGAUUUGGUAUUUCGGUUGAGGGGUUUCUGAGAUGUUGAGCGUUGGGCAGGGAUGAUUGAUGAAAUGGGAGAAAAGGCGUUGAGCCUCUGUACACACAAAUACACACUCUGCUCUAUUGUUUUCAUAUAGUUGGAAUAUGCAUAAUUCUUUUUUGAGAUUGAUUCCGUUGAAGAAGUUGAAGUUCAUAUAAUCCUUUUCUAUGUUUACUACACAGUAACCCCUUUGAAGAACGACUUGAUGUAAUCUUCUGGACCUUUAGAAUUCAAUCAGGCUACUCUGACUGUAAGGACUGUUUAGCGGAAUUGCCUAGAAUUUUUUAAUUUUGCACGUUGC
Linum tenue is the source of this 4174-nucleotide messenger RNA. The record is from the annotation of a GenBank genome assembly. NCBI's taxonomy places the organism in Eukaryota, Viridiplantae, Streptophyta, Magnoliopsida, Malpighiales, Linaceae.